Messenger RNA from Paramacrobiotus metropolitanus, 598 nucleotides. RefSeq lists its product as uncharacterized. Bases 111 to 422 code for a protein of 103 amino acids. The record is from RefSeq and is a predicted model, not a curated record. Lineage: Eukaryota; Metazoa; Tardigrada; Eutardigrada; Parachela; Macrobiotidae. The transcript is spliced from 4 exons.
GCAGGUAUACCGCGCUCUGUGGCAGACCUCACAAGUCACAACAAUUCCUCCAUACAAAAUGUUUUUCCUUUCUAGCGCCGUUUUGGCUGCCUUAUGUGUGGUGACCUUAGAUGCUCAACAAAGUUACACAAGCACCGCACAACCGCUUCCCAAUACCACCACCACAACUAAUAAUUGUGACUGUGCCUCUGACAACAGCAGUGCGAUUUGCGGAGCUGACAGAUCACACUUAUGCCAACGCCUGUCUAGCACGUUGUGCAAGUAUGAUGUAUCCGUCGCCUGUCCAUUUGAGUGCGAGCGUCUACCGUUCUUCGCAGGAAUUCCAAUUGGAUGUUGCUGCCCAGGGCGUGACCCAUUAUUUGUUUGCGGUGUUGAUGGCGUCACAUAUUUCAGUCCUUGCUGGGCAGGAUGUGCAAAUGUGACUAUUGCUUACCAGAUGCAAUGCACUAGUACAACAACUGCGAAACCGACCCCAACUUAUACCAGUUAGUUACUUAUCCACUUUAAAAGGUUGAAAAAUUUGCAACAUCAAUCGUCUGCCGCGAGUAGAUUCCUUGCAAGUUCUAUUCGUAAACCGACGUGCGAUUAGACUGCUAAU